Messenger RNA from Acaromyces ingoldii, 901 nucleotides. Its product is annotated as FeS cluster assembly scaffold IscU. NCBI's taxonomy places the organism in Eukaryota, Fungi, Basidiomycota, Exobasidiomycetes, Exobasidiales, Cryptobasidiaceae. The transcript is spliced from 3 exons. Gene Ontology annotation, biological process: intracellular iron ion homeostasis; iron-sulfur cluster assembly. Gene Ontology annotation, molecular function: 2 iron, 2 sulfur cluster binding; ferrous iron binding. The record is from RefSeq and is a predicted model, not a curated record. The coding region runs from base 77 to 709 and encodes 210 amino acids. Gene Ontology annotation, cellular component: cytoplasm; mitochondrial matrix.
GCACCCUCCACCGUCUUCUAUCACCAACACCACCACCACCACCAAAUAUCUCACCCACACUCUUCCAGUGUGAGCCAUGACUCUUUUCAGACAAGGACUCGCCACCGCUUCCCGGGUCGGCUCCGCCUCGACCAGCCGUGCCGUGCUCGCUGCGGCACGACCAUCGGUUGCCACAGCACCGAACGCUAUCGGUGCCAACAGCUUCGCACCGUCUCCCGCCGCCACACAGCGGAGAGGAUACCACGAGAAGGUCAUUGACCACUACGAGAACCCAAGAAAUGUCGGUUCUUUCCUCAAGAGUGACAAGGACGUUGGCAUUGGUCUUGUUGGUGCGCCAGCCUGCGGCGACGUCAUGAAGCUCUCAAUCAAAGUCAGCGAGGCGGGUAUCAUCGAGGACGUCCGCUUCAAGACUUUCGGCUGCGGCUCCGCCAUUGCCUCGUCGUCAUACAUGACGGAGCGAGUCAAGGGCAUGACGCUCGAGGAGGCCGGUGCGAUUCGCAACACCGAGAUCGCAAAGGAGCUCAGCCUGCCUCCCGUCAAGCUUCACUGCUCCAUGCUGGCAGAGGACGCCAUCAAGAGUGCCAUCCGUGAUUACAAGAAGAAGCGCGACGAGACUGGAAACACAAAGGCAGGCCACAUCGACGUCUCGCAGUCGGUCACGACGGGCAAGACGACAGCCACACCCCACGUCGGUUCUGGCAUGAGCUGAGCUAAUGACCUGCUUUGUUUCUUUGCGUAAAAUUGUUAUAUAACGGCGCCCGUCGCUCGAAGACCGAGGUUGAGGCUUGCUGCGUUUCCUGUCUCACCAGCCCUCUUCUACCAUAGUGAAGACCGUCCCUCCUGUCCAUCCCCAUUUCGAAUUUUGGGUCACCUCUUGUAGUAUCUCUCCUCUUUCAACGAU